Messenger RNA from Culex pipiens pallens (northern house mosquito), 2743 nucleotides. RefSeq names its product F-box/LRR-repeat protein 2-like. Bases 160 to 927 code for a protein of 255 amino acids. Gene Ontology annotation, biological process: SCF-dependent proteasomal ubiquitin-dependent protein catabolic process. The record is from RefSeq and is a predicted model, not a curated record. Gene Ontology annotation, cellular component: SCF ubiquitin ligase complex. The transcript has 3 exons. Lineage: Eukaryota; Metazoa; Arthropoda; Insecta; Diptera; Culicidae. Gene Ontology annotation, molecular function: protein binding.
UGUUUACAAACACAAGUCUCCUCCUCCGUUGCUCUGGAACGAUCGCGCAAUCCACCCUUCGGCCUUUAAAUCGCCCAGAAAAUGCCCUCCAGCCUGUAAAACGACAGCAGCAGUCCUGUUUGCCGUUCAGUGUGUUAAGUGCAAGUGUCCUCAGGUGAAAUGGCCACCCGCGAGAACCGCCUACGGAAGCAACCCUGCUCGCUGUACAAUUCGUGCGUGCGCUUUGUCGCACGCAACUUGAAAAGGUACAAACACGCAGAAUUUUUGGACCGCAUUCCGCCUAUGAUCAAAAACUCGAUCAUAGUGAACGUGACCCGUGCCCAAAAGGGCUUUCACGACGACGAGCUGCUCGGAAUGUUGCUGAACCGACAGCUGACGCGGAUCAACCUGUCCAGCUCGACCAUUACGGACGCAACGUUGCUGGCACUGGCAGGCCAGUGUCCGAACCUGAAAAGUUUGAUUCUUACCCAGGGCGAGUACCGAUUCACCGGAACGGGCCUUGCGGCUGUCGUCCAAAGCUUUCCCCUGCUGGAACAGCUAUCCGUCAAGGAGUGUGACCUCGUAGACGAUGGGUUCGUGGCCGACCUGGCGCACAACUGUCCGCAGCUGGAUCUGCUCGAUCUGGAAUCUUGUGCUCACGUAACGGACGCGUCCGCCGAGGCGAUCAAGCCGCUUCAGUUGACCAAGCUGAAUCUGUCGCGGACAAAGAUCUCGGACGAGUUUCUGAGCGCGAUUGCCCACGAACGGUGCGGCGGAACGCUGGAGGAUUUGAAUGUGGGCUACUGUAAGAUCUCCGGUGCGGGGCUGGGGAAGCUGCCCUGGGAGACUAUCAAGUACAUUGGCUUCGAGGGCUGCGAGGUGGAUGAUCUCGAGUUCAUCGGCAUGAACAAGAACCUCAAAUACAUCCAGUGGACGAUAGCCAACUGAUGGAUAUUCCGCCACGCCCAGUGGUCCUGCAAUAUUUAACCAACGAGCGCGUGAUUCUUAUAACAGAUGACAAGAGAGAGAGUUUAAUUUUUAAUAUUUUUAACUAACCCAUAACGAACAAACCCCAUACUAACUUACCUAUAUUUAUAUGCUGAUCGUCUGAGACGAUCAGACCCUUUGUUUUACAACUCCAGUGUGUUCCCAUACUAACAACGUCGUGUUUUUAUUCGUUUGUGCGUUCGUUUUAUAGAGUUACUACUGCUAUUACUACCAGUGUGAUAUGUGACACAUACUAAUCCCAGUUUUGAAUGCACUUCGGAUUCCCGAUUUUAGGAACCUUACACCAAAAUACGAAAACGAUUUGAAAAACAUGAAAAUCUCAAAGCAAUUACUAUAUAUUUAUCCUUAUCUAAAUAUAUAUUAUAUACAAAACUAAAUACAACUCACAGUAUUCGUACUACUCUCACUUUAAAUUUAAUGCACUCCAAGCAAAUAAUGUGGACAAGCGUAAUGAAGAAAAAUUAAAUAGGCACUCAAAAGGCACAUAUUUUAAUACUAUUUAUCGAGACUACAACAAUCUAAAUUCAAUCAUCGAAAGCUAAAUAAAAUUCUGAAUCGAUAAGAAAAAAAAUGCCUACGAAACAAAAGAAAUAUAUUUUAACAGCACAAGAAAACAAAAACCAUUGAUAGUGAAACAUUUUCGAGGACCAAUCACUCUAUUCACUCUUCUUCCUAACUAUCUUUCUCCCUUUCAAAUUUCAUGAAAAAUACACCAAGAAAAAACUACGGCUUGAAAAUGUUCAACUUUUAAUAUUUUUUUAAACUGUAAAUAAGUAAUAAAAGUUGACCACUUUUUUUCGCCACCGUUUUCUAUUACAAAAGAAACAAAGGAACCCCUAUUCAAAUCACAAGUUGCCCAAUUUUUAAAGAUUUUAUCAAAAACACAACAGAAAAAAUCAACCUACCAAAACCGAAAUAUGAUAAAUGAAGACUCCACUCUGAAUUCUCUGCAGUAAAAAAGAAAACUAAAGGAAAUUUGAUUCAUUUGAUGACCAAUCUUUCAAAAGAAUCCUGAAAAAACGUGUAAAAUUAACCGCAGCGAUGAUUCGUUGAAUCACGAUGAAAGUGCGUCAAAUGUGGCUAAUUUCCGACAAAACGUUUUGUUUUUUUUCAGUGUUUGAAUUUUUAAAAACAUCUAUGUAAUACAAAAAAAAACUAUAUUCAAGGACCAGUGGCUAGCAAGCAAACUAACUCUAGAACAAUAGCACGCGCGAAUAGGCUAAACUAAAUACAACUAUAUUAAAACUUUUAAAAACCCUAGGCAAGUAAAAGUGAUAAUCGCAAGCAUUUAGUACGGAGCAACUAUUUGAUCAAAUCAAAAAUAUAUACUACAAAUAAAAUUAUAAUCUUACAAAGUUUGACCUAAAUUUAUAGAGUGUGUAUUGCAACAAAUCUAAACUGUUGGGAAUUUAAUUAACUUACUUUUCAAAAGCAAUUAGAGCAUAAUUCAAACACUAUAUAUGCUAACCAAUCGUCACACAAACACACUAACGCCCCUUCUCCUAUUGUUGUGGAUGUUAAAAACUUCUAACGUGCUGUCUCUCUGUUAGUUUAACAAACAUUAACUUUACCUAAUUGUAACUGUUCGAGAAAGACGGAAGGAAACAAAUAACACAUUGAAAUUAUAACACCACAAAAACGAAACAAAACUAAAAACUAAAACGGAAUUUUAGCGCCAGUAGUUUUGAAGAGGAUCAAAAAGUAGAGAAAAUUUUAGACGCGAUAAUCAAAUGGAUUUAUACAAACAAACAAAGCA